AAGUGUCGGGGCUUUUCUUCUUUCCACGGUUUGCAAGGAUCUCUGGUUUUUGCAAAACAGUUCCGAGAAAACAAUGGCCAACUUCUCCUUAUGGGCAACUUUUGGAUUAUGUUUGCUGAAGCUUUGUCUAACAGAAACACAGUUCAAUGUAAGUUGCAGAUAUGGAGGAGUUUUUCAUGUUGAGAAAAACGGUCGCUACAGUCUCACACGAUCUGAAGCAGUUGAACUCUGCAGAGCUCUCAAUAGUACCUUGUCAACACUAGAGCAGCUGAAGAAAGCUCAUGAACUUGGAUUUGAAACUUGCAGGUACGGGUUUGUAGUGGGGCAUAUUGUUAUCCCACGAAUCAAUCCCUAUCAUCUUUGUGCAGCAAAUCAUACUGGCAUUUACAAACUUUCAGCAAACACAACUGGUCGGUAUGAUGCAUACUGUUACAAUGCCACAGAAACAAGAGACAAAGCGUGUGAGCCAAUUGAAAGACUAGAUACUUCUUUCCUCAACAAUCAGGGUGAAAUAGUCAUUGACAAUGCAGAUGGCUCACGUUAUAAUGUAGAUGGCACGCGUCAUAGUGGAGAGUCCUCAACCUCAGGUGCGGAUGAUGAAAAUGCAGGUAGCGGAUCAACACAUGACACAACUCCCAUGGAUACCUCCAUCAGGAGAUCCAGCCCCUCAUAUUAUGGAAGUGCUACUCCAGUCUCACAGCUGCCAGAUCAUUCUUCUGGAGGGGGUGAAAAAGAAAUUCCUAGAAAACAUUCUGAUUAUGAAGUUACUCCUGUAUCGCCUGACAUCUCUUCGAUGACGCCAGCUGAUGAUUCUCCUGAAAAAGAUGGUGGACAGUAUCCUGCGAGUACUAGAUCUACCUCCAGUAUAUAUGGUAAUCAAGGACCACACAAGGGACAUUACGAAUAUACUACUUUUCCUGGAGAGACCACAACAACAAAAAUAGUUUCACAACCAAGGUCAGCCCAGGUACCAGAAUGGCUGAUCAUAGUUGCCGCUCUUGUGGCACUUGCAUUGAUUCUUGCAGUGUGCAUUGCUGUUAACAGUCGGAGAAGAUGUGGGCAGAAGAAAAAGUUAGUGAUUAACAAUGGCAAAGGGGCAGUGGAGGAUAGGAAGACAAGUGGAUUAAAUGGAGAUGCCAGCAAAUCACAAGAAAUGGUGCACUUGGUUCAUAAAGAACAGUCAAAUGACCAAACAGGACCAUGUGACGAAUUCCUGACUGUUAAUGAAACACAGAAUCAUCAGGAGCUUGACAUGAAGAGUGGAGUGUAACGGUACCAAGAUGCCAAGUAGAUCAGAGCUGGGGAAAUCAAAAUCACAUGGAACUUGGACAGGAAUUCAUAGAUGCACUGUGCUACUGAUGUCUUUUGACCAUAAUUAAACAUAAGUUUUAUUCAUUUUUAAUCACUUUAAAACGAUGUCUGAGUUACAAAAUUGACAUUCGCUUUCUGAAAUAAGCCCCCAAGAGUUGCAUAAUGUUUUCAGUUCCCAGUUCCUACACAGAGGACACUCACUGUGUCCUGGGUGUCAGGAGGGAUGCAAGUUUACAUCAUUGUUCCCCAGAUGGAGGGUCUUCACUGUGUGGACUUACAGAAGUAUCCAGUCACUCUAUCUCACAGGCAUUUAAGGUACUAAACUUGCCAAUGGUACAAGAGUAAGUGAGGAACAAAUGUCAAGAGCAAAAAAUCAAGUUUAAACCAAAAAGACCUCCUAUGCAAUAUCUAAAACACCAGAAUCCUUCAGAAACGCCUUCCAAUCAGGAAGAGCAGUAGGUGCAUUCGGAGUCUGCCAGUAUAAACCACCAUAAUGAUUUAUGGCUUGGUCUGCAAUGACGGAAACCCAGAAGGACAAAAUUUAUUUAUCUCUAUUUUUAAAUGUCUAUGGGCAUACAGCAAAUCUUCUUGGGAGGGGGAAUAAAGAGAUGAAAACGAGGUGAUACAUAAUAAACUUCUAUACUUUAUUAUCCUAACAAUCUGUACAGUUAUCCUUGAGUUUUUGAGUUGUUCAUUGCUCUUCCCCCUCCCUCCUUCAUUGGUCAUAGUUUGUGCAUGUUUUCAAUGAGUCUGUUAGGAUAAUGACUAAAACAGAAUGACUCCAGCUCUAUCACACAUGCACAAAUCAAGCAAUUUGAGAUUAUUAGGGAAGACGACAGUAUUUUAUUCCUGACGAAUAGGUCUCUAUCUUCUGCUCCAUUUUACUUAGGAGAUGCUGAGCCUAGUAAAACUUGUUUCCCCUAUAACUAUUAUGUUACACCACUUUGCUGAUUUUUUAACAGUUGCCCUUCUAUGAUCUUGCUCACUUCCUCUGGAUUCUAUUUAUUUCAGCCACGGUUUUCCCUCUGCUUUUUAAAAAUACAAAAGAAACGUUGCUUGCUAAUUGGUACCAGAAGUUCAAAUUCUACAGAAAAGAUUGAAGAAAAUUAAAGGAAACUCUCCCAGCCAUGUAAUAUAGUAAAGUAGCUGCAGCCGCAUUGUUAUAUGCUUUUGUUUUGUGCUUAUGUGUCUCUUACGUAAAGUAUUUGUAUUAAGCUAUGAUGCUGUGCAUUAUAUUGAUAUGAAUUAUCAGAAAGAAAAUUAUUUACUACCGGUGGUCUGUGCCAUUUUUAAGAAAGUGUAUUGGAAUGGAGGGAGAAUGAAAACUUCUAACUGGGCUGCCUCAAGAAAAUGCAAGUAAAAACAAUCUAAGGUAAUUGCAACCAGUGGUCUGUCAGCUGUGGGAUGGGGAACAUCCUGCAGCAGGGUUGAGUGUUCUGUUCACCGACCAUAGCACCUGUCUUUGAAACCGUUCUGCUAAAGCAUGUUAUUUUAUGUUCUCCAUCUGAAGCAAUCUGGAGGACGAGUAUUCAGCUGGCUAAAUACUAACAUUAGCUAGUACUGAUCUUUACUGGAACAUAAAGCACAAGACUAUUGAUUAUAUUUCUCAGUCACAGCCCUCCAGCAGUUUCCCAUGUGUUCUACUGAGUUGCUCAGUGCCCUGGUAUCUGCAGGCAGAUCUCUUCAGGAGCAAUUUACGCCUGGGCAAAAGGUCCCAAGAUGAGGUGUGAUUUUAAAGUACGCAUAGGAUGUUUCCUGACUUUAUGUAGGUCAGUGUGUUUCACCUAUGAACAGUCACACAGCUUGUGGUCCAAAGGUGUUCAAGCAAGCUGAAGCGAAUGGGGUCAAGGUGAUUUACACUAUCAGUACUUGUGGUCCACUGUCAAACGUCUCAGUCCUUUCAUGUAUUAUAAUACUGAACUGUGCAGUAGGAAAUCUGUUGACUCUGUGCAUUGAUUUUUGUUUAAUUCCUGUAAUGUUUUUAAGCAAGCUUUUCUAUUUGUCAUUAUAAAUCAAAAUGAUCUGUUGAAGGCUGUGUUUAAACUGGUGUUAUGUACUCAUUUCACUAAGUAUGGAGAUCCAGAGUAAGAAUUAUUCCUCUCUUUAAAUCCUAGUUGAUAGGUCUCAAUCAAAAGGAGCUAUUUCAUUCUCUUGAAAGCUAAAUUUUUCUUUAAAAAAAAGAAAAACACUGGGGCAUGUUAUUCAUCUUCCUAUUCAGAUGUUUAAUGGAGAAAUCCACAAACUCCUUCCUAAUUUAUCUGAUGUUCAGUAGCUAUAAAUGCACAGACAACACUGGUUGGCUUCUUUUUAUAUUUUUAAAUAGGGAGAUGCU
This is a messenger RNA of Haliaeetus leucocephalus (bald eagle), 3643 nucleotides long. RefSeq names its product CD44 molecule (Indian blood group) (gene CD44). The transcript is spliced from 9 exons. Gene Ontology annotation, molecular function: cytokine receptor activity; hyaluronic acid binding. NCBI's taxonomy places the organism in Eukaryota, Metazoa, Chordata, Aves, Accipitriformes, Accipitridae. The coding region runs from base 74 to 1270 and encodes 398 amino acids. The record is from RefSeq and is a predicted model, not a curated record. Gene Ontology annotation, biological process: inflammatory response; cell adhesion; positive regulation of ERK1 and ERK2 cascade. Gene Ontology annotation, cellular component: basolateral plasma membrane; macrophage migration inhibitory factor receptor complex; plasma membrane.